AAACUUUCUUAAAAUUCGCCUCAACGUUGAAACGCUGCCGUUUAGAGUGAUGCGAAGGGAGUGGAGUAUUUCAAAACCUCGGAAAGUUUCAUUCUAGGGCAAUCCAGCCCACUUUUACUCACACAAAGAGCUCUCUCUCCCUUAAAAAGCAGCAAACUUAAUCACACAGAGAGCUUCGUCGCUACUACUUUUAGGGUUUUUGUUCUUCUUUGUUCCACUGACGCAAGUACAAGGUUUAUAGAUCUUCUUCAUCUAUCGAAGAGAAUGGGUCUUUCUACGCCGUAUGGUAUCCAAUCGAUGCUUAAAGAAGGUUACAGGCAUCUCUCCGGUCUAGACGAGGCGGUCAUAAAGAACAUCGAAGCUUGCAAGGAGCUCUCCACCAUUACUCGCACCUCUCUCGGCCCCAAUGGGAUGAAUAAAAUGGUUAUCAAUCAUUUGGACAAGCUGUUUGUCACAAAUGACGCUGCAACCAUUGUGAAUGAACUGGAGAUUCAGCACCCGGCUGCGAAAAUCCUGGUUCUAGCUGCCAAAGCUCAGCAGGAGGAAAUCGGAGAUGGAGCCAAUCUCACCAUCUCUUUUGCUGGCGAGCUUCUUCAAAACGCCGAAGAGCUUAUCAGGAUGGGGCUGCAUCCGAGUGAGAUCAUCAGUGGAUAUAAUAAAGCGACCAAUAAGGCUGUUGAACUUCUUGGACAGCUGGUUGAGAGUGGUUCUGAGACCAUGGAUGUGCGUAACAAGGAUGAAGUUGUGUUUCGAAUGAGAGCAGCUGUUGCCAGCAAGCAGUUUGGGCAAGAGGAGAUAAUAUGCUCUUUAGUUGCUGAUGCAUGCAUUCAAGUCUGCCCAAAGAACCCAACAAACUUCAAUGUGGACAAUGUCCGUGUUGCCAAGCUUUUGGGAGGUGGCUUGCAUAAUUCUUGCAUAGUCCGUGGGAUGGUCUUGAAAAGUGAUGCUGUUGGGAGCAUAAAACAAAUGGAGAAGGCAAAGGUUGCUGUCUUUGCUGGUGGCGUUGAUACUUCUGCAACAGAGACAAAAGGAACUGUCUUGAUCCACAGUGCUGAGCAGCUGGAAAACUAUGCCAAAACGGAGGAAGCCAAAGUUGAGGAGUUAAUAAAGGCUGUUGCUGAAUCAGGGGCCAAAGUCAUUGUUAGUGGCGGACCUGUUGGAGAAAUGGCCUUGCACUUCUGUGAGCGUUACAAGAUAAUGGUCUUGAAAAUUAGCUCAAAGUUCGAACUAAGGCGUUUCUGCAGGACAGCUGGAGCUGUCGCUCAUUUGAAGCUAAGCCGGCCAAGCCCUGAUGAUUUGGGCUAUGUUGACUCUAUAUCAGUAGAGGAAAUUGGUGGUGUGACAGUCACUAUUGCAAGAAACGAGCAAGGUGGUAAUUCAAUAUCUACAGUGGUUCUGCGUGGAAGCACAGAUAGCAUUUUGGACGACCUUGAAAGAGCUGUUGACGAUGGAGUUAAUACGUACAAGGCCAUGUGCAGAGACAGCCGCAUCGUUCCUGGGGCUGCUGCCACUGAAAUAGAAUUGGCUCAGAGACUGAAGGAAUAUGCCAAUGCAGAAACCGGGUUAGAUAAGUAUGCUAUCUCCAAAUACGCAGAGAGUUUCGAGUUUGUACCAAAAACACUUGCGGAUAAUGCCGGACUCAAUGCAAUGGAAAUCAUAGCGUCUCUCUACACUGGACACGGAUCUGGAAACACAAAACUAGGCAUUGACUUGGAGGAAGGUGCUUGUAAAGAUGUCUCCGAGACAAAAGUAUGGGAUCUGUUUGCAACCAAGUUAUUUGCUUUGAAGUAUGCUUCUGAUGCUGCAUGCACGGUGCUUCGUGUAGACCAGAUUAUAAUGGCGAAACAAGCCGGUGGACCAAGGAGAGACGCUGCAGCAGCCGCAGGUGCAGGCGCAGAGGAAGAUUAAGCUUGUAGAACAAUUACCUCGUAGUGAAUCUCUCUUCUUCUUUUGUAACCUUUUUUUUUCUUAAAUCCUGGGAAAAUUUUUGUAUUUUUGUCAUCUUGUGUACACACACCCCCAACUUAAGUUUUUUUCUUUUGGACCUUUUGGUUUGCCAUGUUCGUCCCAACUUCAAAUUUCCCUGCUUAGCUAAAUGAAAUUAUUGUGAAGGUUUUAGUUUUUUAAUGUGAGCCAAUGAAAAGACUCCUAUCCGGUUAUUGACCUGGUUCCCCCACUUACUAUCAAAGUCAAAAUUGUG
Molecule: messenger RNA, 2200 nt
Organism: Thlaspi arvense
Lineage: Eukaryota; Viridiplantae; Streptophyta; Magnoliopsida; Brassicales; Brassicaceae
Source: the annotation of a GenBank genome assembly